Messenger RNA from Nasonia vitripennis (jewel wasp), 921 nucleotides. RefSeq names its product protein SREK1IP1. The transcript has 2 exons. The record is from RefSeq and is a predicted model, not a curated record. Gene Ontology annotation, molecular function: zinc ion binding; nucleic acid binding. NCBI's taxonomy places the organism in Eukaryota, Metazoa, Arthropoda, Insecta, Hymenoptera, Pteromalidae. Bases 159 to 668 code for a protein of 169 amino acids.
CAAUCGAUAUUCGACGAACUUCAAGUUGACGAUCAUAACCUCUAUAAUAACGACAACAUAUAACGAAAACGGAUAACAGUUUAUGAACGCGAAUUUUAGUUCCUUAUGAGAAUAUAUUAUUUUUAAGCAACCUUCGUUGAAAAAAAUAAUCGUUCAAAAUGCAAAUGGAUCCAGAGUUCCUUGCAAGGUUGAUACCCCAAAACAAAGAUGUACGCCCAGCUUGUAAGAAAUGUGGUUAUGCCGGUCAUCUCACCUAUCAAUGUCGAAACUUUGUCAAAGUUGACCCCAAUAAAGAAAUCGUCCUCGAUGUGAGCAGCACAAGUUCAGAUAGUGAUGAGAACUACAUAACUCCAUUGACCGAGUUAAGAGAAAAGGAAUUAAAGAAGAAGCUGAAAGAAGUGAAGAAAAAAAAGAAAGAAAAGAAAAAAAAGCGUAAGAAGAAGCAUAAGAAGAAAGAAUCCAGCGAUUCUAGUGAUAGUGAAAGUGACAAUGACUCUUCAUCAGAUUCAGAGUCCGACUCUGAUGAAGACCACAAAAAGAAACACAAAAAGAAAAAGAAGAAGUCAAAGAGCAAAAAACGAAAGAAACAUAGAAAACACAGUUCAUCUGACAGUGAUGAUAGUAACAGCGAUAGUGAUAAUCACUCUCAUAAGAAAAAACGAAAAUGAUUCUAUAAUAUUUUGCGAUUGUAUUCAAAUAUAAACUGACUGAAUAUUCAUAUUUCAUAUGAACAUAUACUUUUUUACAUAUGUACAUAGUUAUUUUUCACUUUUAACUUCAUAAUAUAUUAAAACAGAAUUAAAUGAACAAGAAACUUUGUUUAUGAAGACUUUUUUUAAGAAUGGAAUAUUUUAUCUUUGAUUACUUUUAUUAAUAAUGUCUUUUUACACAAAUACAUAAAUAAUAUGAUGAAAAACCAAC